This is a messenger RNA of Syngnathoides biaculeatus (alligator pipefish), 1883 nucleotides long. It is a transcript of the gene tepsin, whose product is annotated as TEPSIN adaptor related protein complex 4 accessory protein. The transcript is spliced from 13 exons. Gene Ontology annotation, cellular component: trans-Golgi network membrane. The coding region runs from base 109 to 1764 and encodes 551 amino acids. The record is from RefSeq and is a predicted model, not a curated record. NCBI's taxonomy places the organism in Eukaryota, Metazoa, Chordata, Actinopteri, Syngnathiformes, Syngnathidae.
CACUGCUCAUUUCGCGUCCUCUGAUUGGGUAUCUGUCACAUUCAGCUCCGCCUUCUCUGGGUCCACGCCACUGAAAGAUGAGUAACCCGCAGCUACGAUUGCUAAAUCAUGGCUACAUUCAUGGAACGGUUAGCCUUCCUUCAAAAAGUCCCGACUCUGAUGAAGGCGACGGCAGAUGAUGAGAGCCCAUGUCCUGGAUACCUUUUUCAAGAAAUCGGAAAAAUCUCCCACGAGUCUCUGGCGAGUGAUCAGUGUUUGCUAGAGUACCUGCUCGAGAGGCUUCAAGUGGAGUCCUGUCAUGUCAAACUCAAGGUGCUGAAGAUUUUCGUCCAUCUGUGCGGCCAUGGCUCCAAAAAUUUCCUGACGGAACUUAGGAGAAAUUCCACCUUCAUUCAACAAGCAUCAGAUUACAGCGGCCCUCCUGAUCCCAUCCACGGUACGGCUUUGUAUCAGAAAGUGAGAAACACGGCCCAGGAAGUUGCGCGGCUGCUUUUCACUGAUACAAUUUACGUAAAAAGCGGUGCGCUGCCAUUUAACAUGGCGCCCUCAACAAUGGGGAUGGGAUCAGCAGCUUCCCACAGGGUGGGAAUGCAGGGCUUUGGCUACAAUCCAGGGAGGCAAGGGUCAGCGGGGAACGACUCAUUUCUGGAUAAGAUCCAGAAAGCUGCAGAAGUAAUAGCCAGCGCUGUCCUCCCCCCGACGGAACACCAAGGCAUCCGUCUCCAUGACAACCACUACCGGCCUGUAGCGGCGCCCUCUGUGCCCAUAGAAGUUGCUGUAUCAGCAUGUGCCUACAGUCUGCCUGCUCGCAGACUAAAAGGGGUGACCCAGCGGUGUCCAGGGCAGGUUGGAGGCGGCUGGGAGGAGACUGACAGCGGCAACACCUCCUCUUGCAACUCAUCUCAGGACAUCUCCACCAAUAGCAGGGCGUCCGCCGGCAGCAAGUCGGCGUGCACGGGGAGUCAAUCGGGGGCCAGUAGAGAAAGCGGCGGGGAUUUAUCGGAGCGGGUGGAAGCGUUGCAGUUGGGGGACUGCGUCCAGGAGAUGGCGCUCAUCAGCAAGUUGACUGAAGGCUCCAGAGUGUUUUUGACCAAUGAGGAGAGCCAGCACUUCAUCAAAGAGUGCUCCACUCUUAACUGUGAGGUUGUGGUGGAGUUGCUCGCCAGCAGGCUACAAGAUCCCUCUAACGCUGUUAACAUGAGGGCAUUGUGUGCCGUCGCCUGCCUCAUGACUGCCGACCUUCUGUCUUUGGAGCAAAUUUUCGGCGCGACGCAACGCAGGCUCCGUCAGCUCAGCGAGGGCCUUCCGGGACCUGUGACCAACAAAGCCACAAAGAUCCUGAGACAGUUCCAGGCCUUGAUGGGUGGAGUCCACCAUGCUGCCAAACAGGUUCCGGCCAGUAGAGGUCAUCAAGUCAACCACACAUCUAGCCAGCUUCUUACCGCAACAUUUUCGGAUUCUUCGGAGCGUGCGCUCUCUUGUAAUCAUGACGGUGUCUGUCAGCGACAAUUGCCCCUGGCUCCAAUCCGGACUCAGUUGACUUCAGCUACUCGAGAUGAGGAAUGCACUCAGGCUUGUGUCAGCAGACCGUCCCUGUUCAACGGUAUGAUGCUGGUCAACAGGGCCAGGCCUCCGUGCGAGGCGACCCGCCAAGACCCAAACUCACGACAGGACCAUUUCGAGGAGAACCAACCUUGCAAUCCAGUUUCGGUUGUGUUUGACGGCAGCCAGCAGUCAUCCGCCUUCUCGUUUCUCAACUCUUGACCUCGAGUGAGAUGCUGUGCACCUCUUAAAACUUAAUACAGAGAUGUCAUUUUGAAAAAAAAUAUCAAGUUUGUGGAACACAGGGGUGGGCAAAUAUGGCCUGUGGGGACAUUAUCAAG